Messenger RNA from Paraphaeosphaeria sporulosa, 1330 nucleotides. RefSeq lists its product as uncharacterized. The transcript has a single exon. Gene Ontology annotation, cellular component: U2-type spliceosomal complex. Bases 33 to 977 code for a protein of 314 amino acids. Gene Ontology annotation, biological process: snoRNA splicing. Gene Ontology annotation, molecular function: metal ion binding. Lineage: Eukaryota; Fungi; Ascomycota; Dothideomycetes; Pleosporales; Didymosphaeriaceae. The record is from RefSeq and is a predicted model, not a curated record.
AUUGCGCAUCCCCUGCCAACACACACCACAUUAUGGCCGACACAGAAGUACCGGUCGUCAAAUUCAAGAAGCGUGGGGCAAAGGCUGCACCAAGAAAAGCCGCGCCCCCGCCGCCGCGAUCAGACUCCGAUUCUUCAGACUCGGAUGGCGAAGGCGACGACGGCCGCGUCGUGAAGAGGCGGAAGGUCAACGAACAUGCCCUCAAGGCCUCGACAGCAGACCAACAAACUCCCAGGACUGCUCUUGAAGGCACAACAAAGUACGAAGCCAACCGCGCCGCUGUAAUCGAAGCCACCGACGAUGCCACCAAAGCGUCCAACUGGUACGAAAACGACCACGCAAGCGAUGCGCUCAGUUCCAAGAGCCUCCUCGGCAGCACACGAAUACUCGCGAAGCCCCAGUCAUUAAUCGAGAAGGAUGCGAAUGCGCCGGAGCGCAAAGUAGGGCCGCAAAAGUCGUCGUCAAACGUCCGUACCAUCACCAUGGUGGACUACACACCGGACGUGUGCAAGGAUUACAAACAAACUGGUUUCUGCGGCUUUGGCGACGGCUGCAAGUUUCUGCACGCUCGUGAGGACUAUGCCGCGGGGUGGAAGCUGGAUAAAGAGUGGGAAACAUCAAACAAAGGCAAAAAGCCUGGCGGCACUGUCGUAGCGUCGGCGAAUCGCGACGGCAAGAAAGACGAAGAUGGCAUCGAUCUGUCAAUGCUGGAAAAGAUACCGUUUGCCUGCAUUAUCUGCAAGCAGCCCUACAAGAGCCCUAUCAUUACGAAAUGCGGUCAUUACUUCUGUGAAGCUUGCGCGCUGAAGCGCUAUCGAAAGGAUCCUACGUGCGCAAACUGCAGUGCAAAGACAUAUGGCGUCUUCAACGGAGCGAAGAACCUGCAGAAAUUGCUUGCGAAGAAACAGGAAUGGGAGGACAAAAAGAAGGCAGAGGCAGAAGCAGAGGCAGCGGAGAAGGGUGAAGGUGGUGGCUGAAAUACCCAGGCAAUACGCGCUCAUAAAAAUACGAGAAGCAGUAAGUAGCACUGCGAUAUCUGCAACAGCGAGAGAGAAUUGUGGUUUCUCUCACCCAGCGCUGCACACCCAAAAGGGAAUCACGCUUGUCAGUUCUCAGGAGUGUGCCUGUUGGAUCGACUGCGCUCUCCAACACUCAGGCCUAUAAGAAGUUUUGAAGGAUGACAUUGUAUUAGAGAGCUAGCAAGGCCUGACUCUCAAUCUAUGAAUGUGAAAGGAAAUUUUAGUAGUACUGUUCGACUUGCUACAGCCGCUCCCGUAAAGCUCUCGUACAUUUAUGUAUAUGCAAUAGUCCACAAAACUAGCCUUGAUCG